Molecule: messenger RNA, 444 nt
Organism: Aspergillus oryzae RIB40
Lineage: Eukaryota; Fungi; Ascomycota; Eurotiomycetes; Eurotiales; Aspergillaceae
Exons: 5
Coding region: 1-444 (147 amino acids)
Source: RefSeq, a predicted model, not a curated record
AUGCAGUCACAGCAACUUACGCAAGGUGGUCGUGGAAGAUGGUCCUACCCCAAUGCCAACAGGGCUUUCUGCCUAUCGGCUCAUGGUAAGGGGACACGCCUAGUGUUUUGGGGGCAGAUCCCGUCAAAUGUACUUGAAACAGAAGAGAAGGAGUUUUGUGAUAAGAUCGACCCCCGAGCGCCAUUCACAUCAAUGGUCGUUGCACAUGAUUGCCGUCUGAUUAUGGGUCCUGGAAGGGAGGGCGAUGUCUUUGGAAUAGUUGCGCUGGUUCCAGAUGAGCGGAUGAACGAGGAUCCAAACGCAACACAGUCUUGGGUUUCAGAAGGAAAACUAGAUAAGUUGAUGGAAACUUUCUCAGAAUUCCCCCGAUGGAUCACGGAUAUUUUCAAAUAUCCAUCUCGAGCGAGCACCACGUCGCUUUCAAUGAUGUCGGAUCAAUGUUGA